This is a messenger RNA of Enterobius vermicularis (human pinworm), 1268 nucleotides long. The record is from the annotation of a GenBank genome assembly. Lineage: Eukaryota; Metazoa; Nematoda; Chromadorea; Rhabditida; Oxyuridae.
AUGGCUUUCAUACAGCUCAGUAAUCUAUUCUUGGAACUGUAUAUUCUCUUUCAACUUGCCGUUUACCAGUUGGCAAGUUUCCACUGUGUUAUGGUUCAAAAGCGCGAAACUGAUCAUUUAAAAACUACUCUUGGAUACCUCUGUCAGUGUUGUCUACCGCAUUCUUACUCUGGAGUUCUCUUGGGUUUUCUUCAAAACGAGUGGUUAGUGGAAAAUGACGAAGCAGUUCUUUCAAAUUCGUUUGAAAUAGUUGUUUGUUCACCAAUCAACUGUAAAAGUUCUACGCUGAGUUACUUAGGGAUUUUUGUUAUUUUUAAAAAGAAGACUUUACCUAAGUUCCGACCGGAGAGUAGUACUAAAUGUUCUUGUCCAGAAAUGAUGUUUGACAUGUUCCAUUGUACUAAUUUGCAUGUCGUAUCACCCUUACAGAUUAUGAACAGAUUUCGUAGAAGUACGAGUCAGAGGCCAUUUUCCAAAGAGAUAGAUUUCAUGAUGACGAUCAAACCCUGGAAAAGAUCAUCCUUUCGCAGUUUUCCUGUUGACUCGCAGGAGAAGGUGAAACACUUGGAUGCCAUUUGUAGGGAAUUGCACACCCGAAAACCGUGUAGUUUUGGCUCAGGAGCUACGCCAAGAUCCAGAAAGUCACAGAGACUAAAAAAAAAGUUGGAACAGUUCCCUUACUUAAAAAGGAAUUUGCUUAAGGGGGUAGGGCUUUUUUUCGGUUAUGAUUUGCCGCUGCGUAUUCUAUGGCCAGCUUAUCAGAAGAAUUUGAAAAAUUGGACUCUAAGCAAAAGAAGCAAAAGAAACGGAUUUAAAUUUUCCACCCCUAAGAAUUCCAGCCGUUUCAAACAGUUGGCACUAGAUAAAACGGAACUAUUGCGGUCGUUUUACACUGUGUGGUUUAUGAGCAAUUUAAAUUCGAAGUCAUCAAAAAGUGUUGAUGAGAAUAUCUCGCCACUAAAAUUUCAGCUUAGUGAUCUCGUAUCUAAGCUUGCAAGGUCACCAAGAAUUGAAAAAUGUUUCACAAAGAUUCCGGCAGGUGGCAUUAGAGCAGAAAGAAUUGAUGAUGCCGAAAACCUUUCUCGUAAAUGUCGCCUCACUUUGAGCAGGUGGGCAAGAGCCAUAACAGAAGCUCGUGAUUGUAAUUCAGGAGAUGAAGAAGAUCCAGUUGAGGUAUGGAACAAGACACUCAUAGAAUUGGAGUCUAACAAUGAUAUUCUAAAAGAUGCUAGUCGCAGUAAAUUUCGUAGUUGUAAAAAGUUAUAAUA